AUGGCCUCUGCCAUCCAGUUCUUCAUCCGUUUGGGCUUCACAGCUCCAACUCAGGCACAGCUCAGUGAGUGGGACCAAUAUCUUUGUCUAUCUCACCCCAACGGAUCCGACAUCCAUCUCCGCCAACUCGGAAUGGACGAGGAAGGGUGGCUGGUGCCGACCAAGAACUCAUUCGGCAUCUACGUGUAUUCUGAGGACGUGGAGGCCCUGGGUGUGGAUUUUGCCGACGAAAUCAUCGAGGCGGGCAAGAAACCCGAGGUGAAAGAAUGGGGUCUGCUUGAGUUCAGCGUGAAUGGACCUGAUGGAUGUCUCGUCCGAGUUGGGUGGCCGGCCGAUGAGAUUGAGAAGAAAGCGGCGGCCUGA
Neoarthrinium moseri is the source of this 363-nucleotide messenger RNA. RefSeq lists its product as uncharacterized. The transcript has a single exon. Lineage: Eukaryota; Fungi; Ascomycota; Sordariomycetes; Amphisphaeriales; Apiosporaceae. Bases 1 to 363 code for a protein of 120 amino acids. The record is from RefSeq and is a predicted model, not a curated record.